Brachypodium distachyon (stiff brome) is the source of this 633-nucleotide messenger RNA. RefSeq lists its product as uncharacterized. The coding region runs from base 1 to 633 and encodes 210 amino acids. Lineage: Eukaryota; Viridiplantae; Streptophyta; Magnoliopsida; Poales; Poaceae. The transcript has a single exon. Gene Ontology annotation, molecular function: RNA-DNA hybrid ribonuclease activity; nucleic acid binding. The record is from RefSeq and is a predicted model, not a curated record.
AUGUACUUCGAUGGGUCGAAGCGGCAUGAAGGUGCAGGCGCGGGUGUCGUGCUUAUUUCACCCAAAGGUGAUAGACUUCGCUAUGUGCUUCAGAUGCAUUUUCACAACCCUUCAAACAAUGAAGCUGAGUACGAGGCCCUCUUGCACGGCAUGCGCAUGGCCAAAGCUUGCGGGGCCACGAGGCUCAUGAUAUACGGCGACUCAUACCUCGUCGUUCAGCAAACGAAGAAGUCGUGUGACGCCAUCUCCGACUCCAUGAUUGCUUAUCGCGAUCUCUACAAUGUACUGGAAGGCCAGUUCGAGGGAUGCGACCUGCGUCACAUUGGCCGAAACAGCAAUGACGAAGCAGACAGUCUGGCCAACAUCGGCUCGACUCGUUCCCCAAUCCCGUCCGGAGUAUUCCUAGAGAUCAUCCACCAGAGAUCUAUCAAAGAAAAGAAUACUUCGAGUCCCAAGAAGUUAACACCAAUUGACGGUGAGCAAAAACCUCUCGACCCUGACUCACCGGACGACCUUGCAGUCGCAACUGGUGAAGAAGAACCUGAUGAGGUGCUCAUGGUCGAGCCCGAAGCCCGAGGUCCUGGGCCAGGAUCGGGCCUCACUUUCCAGUCCCAAGCCCGGCCCGAAAGCUGA